Caenorhabditis briggsae is the source of this 951-nucleotide messenger RNA. RefSeq names its product Protein CBR-SRW-103 (gene Cbr-srw-103). The record is from RefSeq and is a predicted model, not a curated record. Bases 1 to 951 code for a protein of 316 amino acids. NCBI's taxonomy places the organism in Eukaryota, Metazoa, Nematoda, Chromadorea, Rhabditida, Rhabditidae. Gene Ontology annotation, biological process: G protein-coupled receptor signaling pathway. The transcript is spliced from 5 exons. Gene Ontology annotation, cellular component: membrane. Gene Ontology annotation, molecular function: G protein-coupled peptide receptor activity.
AUGAAAGCCACUUCCACGAAUAUAAUUAUGAUUGGUAUAUCAAUUAGUGAUAUCCUGAUUAUGUUGUCUACAGUAUACAAAAAUUACGGAAUGGUGGAUCGAGAGAACUCGGAUUGUAUGACUUCUGAUUUUCGAUUCAAAAUUUAUAUGGAUAUUUUUGUUUGGGGAAUUAACACCUCCUUUCGAAGAUGUGGAUGCUGGUUGGGGGUUCUUAUGGCGACAGUGAGAUAUUUAAUUGUGAAAAAGGUCACUGUAAGCAGGUACGGUAACUGGUCGCAAGCCAGCGUUGGAUGGAUUAUGAUACUUGUUGUUUUUGUAGUCUCCGGACUACAAACUACCUUCUACCAAUCUAGAUGGAUUGUUGUGGAAAAUCGAUCCGUGCCACUGCCACUUAUCUGCGCAGACUUUCAGAACAUCUACAGUAGCCCACAAUUUUCUGUGAUGCUCUCUCCAUUUUUCACAUCUGAUGAACAGAUUGUGAUGAAAUCAUAUCUGAUGGUAGAUGCGAUAUUGACAAAGUUCCUUCCAUGCAUCGCCUUCUCUGUCCUCACAAUUCUUUUGGUCCGAUUUCUUCAAAAAUUGAAACCUUCUAUAAAUAACACUGGAAGAAAAAAUCAGGAAUCAACUGAAGAAAGAAAGGACUUGACUACAAAAUUGAUCGUUUUUCUAUCUUUUACAUUCUUUCUAACUGAAGCUCCGCUCGGAGUUAUUUAUUUGGUGAAAGUGUUUUACAGGAGAAACGAUCCAAUCAGCAUUCUCUCAACAGACUUUGUAAUCUAUUUCACACUUCUGGUGACAGUUAAUUCAAUUUUACAUCCGAUUUUUUGUGUUUUCAUGUCCAGUCAGUACAGGAAUACAAUUCGAACAAUGUGUGGAGUCACCAAAAAAGCCAAAACGGCAGUGAAAAAUAAGACAAGUGCUGUUUCAGUUCAAGGAAUUCAAAUGACAUGA